AUGCACAGCGCAGGGGAGGGUGACAGGAGUGACCCUGUCUCGAAGGAUGACCCCCCACAAGAUAUGAAUAAUUUGGAAGACGGCGUCGGCGAAAUGAACCCUCGCACGAGUGGUACCCCCCUUGAGGAAGAAGAAGAGAAGGGCUAUCUCAAAAGGGAAGCAGAGGAGGACGUGUCCUCGCUGCAUCAGAGCGAGAUGAUGGGUUUGUACUUCCCCGAAAUGGCAGAGGAGGACCCCAAGAGGGGGACAGAAAUUGCAGGUGGUAAUGUGGUUGUUGAUGAUGCCCCUGUUGAUGAUGACCCAGUGGACCGUGCUGCCGAUGGUACCCUCGGUAGGCACGACAAAGAUGAUGAUCGCCGUGGUGGAGGGGACAAGGCUACCCCAGAAGACUGGGCCACCGAAGAGAGCCCUGCCGAACUGCGGGCGAGGGGGCCAUCUCCCUUGCACGUGAGGGAGGAGGCUGACAUAGACAGAAGCUUAAUGGAAGAGAAGCACAGCUCGUGCACGCCUCGUAAUGACACGUGGGAAAAUAGUUACCAGCAAGUGAACCUCGCCCAUUUGGACUUCACCGAGGCGGACAGCAACCCACGUGAGGAGAUGCACGAGGGAAGGUCGGAGAAGUCGCAGAAAUCGGACAAGUCGGAGGACGGAAAAAUGAAACUGAAAGUGCAGAAUCUGCUCAAGCUUAUAGGCCUUCUCAAGGCCCAGAUAAAUCAGAAGGACCACGAGAUAUACCAAAUGGAACUGGACUUCAAGCUGAAGACUCAGCAGUGCGAGAGGAGCAGCGCGCGCCUGAACGAGCUGUUGGUGGAAAACGAGAGCUUCUCGGACAACACAGAGGGGCUAUCCGUGGGAGCAUCAGCCGCGGCAUCUCCUGGAUGCAUUGGAACCGCCGUCGCCGCUGCUGCCGCUUCAAGCGCAGCAGGCCCGCCCGGUGAGGGAGACUUCCUAAUGAGAAAAAUGAAGAACAUCCUUAUUUCGCAAAACGAAGAAAUAGUGACCCUGAACGAAGAAUUGAAAAAAAAAAACAAGGAGCUCUUUUAUCUGAAUGAAGAAAACAUGACCAAGAAUGAGAAGCUAGCAGAGCUGAAAAAAGAGAUCGAGAAGAAUUACAUGCAUCUGAGGGAAUACAAAAGUGUGAAAAACGAAAUGGAGGUGGAUGCAAAUAACAAAGUCCAUCGUGUAGAGAACUGCCUUAACGUGACGAACCAGAAGCUACUUCAAAAUGACAUAUAUUUAAAGGAAAAAAAACUGAAUAUAGAAAAACAAAAGAGAGUGAUAAAAGAAUUGUACAAUCAGCUAAACAAGAAGGAGGAACAGAUUACUGAACUGAGGAGUAUAAUUGAAAGUAUCGAACUGAACAACAACAGAGAUAUCAUAAAGUACAAGCAGAGCAACACCGACCUCAUUAACCGUCUAAUGCUGAAGAAGUCGUGCGAGGUGGAGAAGCUCCAGGACAGGCUACUCGACUACGAGUCCAAGCUACUAAUCUACGAAAAUAAUAACGAGAUUAAAAUUCUGAAGAAAAAUGAGGACCAUUUGAGGAAGCUGCUCAGCAAACAUAUCCACAGGAAUGAGAAGUUACUCAAUACCACUCUCCUCCUGCAGAAGUCUACACUAGAAAAUAACACACUGGAAAAGAAGAUAAUUGAAUUGAAGGCCAAGACGUAUAGGAAGGACCAAGAGAUAAAGAAGCUGCAAGAAAGCAAAUGGAAAAAAAAAAACUCCAUAAAGAACAGCAGCAUUUCGCAGACGGAUGAAGUUAUCGAAUUGAGUGACGAUUUGAAGGAUCUCCAUUCGAGUGGCGGAAGGGGAAGGAGGAGGUCGGCGGGUAGCCUUAUGCACUACAGUGAUGACUACCUCGAUGCGGGGAACCACAUGUUGGAUUAUACCAGCAGGGCGGAAAAAAACAACGCACUCGAUGCUAUGCUACUCGAAGGGGAGAGCCACCUGAUGAUGGGCGUCAAGGAUGACUCAGCCUCGGCGGUGUCACUCCCCCUGGGCACGCCGCUCGCCGCUACCGGCGCUGUUGAGGACGACCCAGUGUACGUGGCCCUCUGCGAAUUCAGCCACAGCUUGAAAGAAACCAACAUCCCAUUUCAGAUAAGAAAAGUAAGAGGCAGUCUGUACCUCCUUAACGACAAAGAAGUGCUCAUAAAAUUCAUAAACGGAGAUUUGUACGUCGAGGAUGGCCCCCACUUGGUUAAGCUGAAUGACUUCCUAUUGAGCAGUGGACUUAGCUAA
Molecule: messenger RNA, 2244 nt
Organism: Plasmodium inui San Antonio 1
Lineage: Eukaryota; Apicomplexa; Aconoidasida; Haemosporida; Plasmodiidae
Exons: 3
Coding region: 1-2244 (747 amino acids)
Source: RefSeq, a predicted model, not a curated record